AUGUGCAAAUCGCCACUUCACUCACUCAUCGCCGAGCUCCCAAAAUGCGAACAUCAUCUCCACCUAGAAGGCUGCCUCACCCCAGCCCUGCUUUUCCAACUAGCCGCCAAGAACAACAUCAAUCUGCCCUCACAGGAUGAGUACCAGUCACAAGAGGCGCUCGAAAAGCGAUACUCCCACUUCACCAACCUCUCCGACUUCCUCCAAUACUACUACCGCGCCCUAACCAUUCUGAUCACAGCCUCCGACUUCGAGCAGCUCGCCUGGUCAUACUUCCAGACCGCGCAUCAUGACGGCGUGCAGCACGCCGAAGUCUUCUUCGAUCCCCAAAGCCAUACAUCCCGUGGCGUAAAGCUAGAGACCGUUGUUGAGGGUUUCAAAGCAGCGUGUGAGCGCGCGAGGCGGGAAUUUGGGAUUACGAGCUGCUUGAUCAUGUGCUUUUUGCGACAUUUGCCGUUGGAGGAUGCUGCUGAGACGAUGGAUGAGGCGGUCAGGGGUGGGUAUUUCGAGGGCGGUGGUGAUCAGGGGCGGAUCUUCACGAGCGUUUAUGCGAAGGCGAAGGAGCUCGGCGUGCACCGGACCGCACAUGCUGGGGAGGAGGGAGAUCCGUCGUACAUUGCCGCGGCAUUGGACUCACUUGGUGUUGAGCGAAUCGACCACGGUGUGCGUCUGGCUGAGGAUCCGGCGCUGAUGCGUCGGGUUGUGGCGGAGGGUCUUCUGCUCACGGUGUGCCCGCUGAGUAAUGUUUGUCUGCAGGUGGUGCAGAAGGUCGGACAGCUACCGAUCCGGGAUUUUCUCAAGGCCGGCGUGAAGUUUAGCAUCAACAGUGAUGAUCCUGCUUACUUCGGAGGAUAUGUGUUGGACAAUUACUGCGCAGUUCAAGAGGCGUUCGAUCUGGCUAUUGAUGAAUGGCGGCAGAUUGUGACGAAUUCUAUUGAAUGUAGCUGGAUCAAGAAGGAGCGAAAGUCUGAGUUGAUGAGCAAUUUGAAUCGCGUACUUGACAGGUACAGAUGA
Molecule: messenger RNA, 1014 nt
Organism: Cyphellophora attinorum
Lineage: Eukaryota; Fungi; Ascomycota; Eurotiomycetes; Chaetothyriales; Cyphellophoraceae
Product: Adenine deaminase
Exons: 2
Coding region: 1-1014 (337 amino acids)
Biological process (GO): purine ribonucleoside monophosphate biosynthetic process; adenine catabolic process; hypoxanthine salvage
Cellular component (GO): cytosol; nucleus
Molecular function (GO): adenine deaminase activity
Source: RefSeq, a predicted model, not a curated record